This is a messenger RNA of Sarcophilus harrisii (Tasmanian devil), 2523 nucleotides long. It is a transcript of the gene RAB35, whose product is annotated as RAB35, member RAS oncogene family. The record is from RefSeq and is a predicted model, not a curated record. Gene Ontology annotation, biological process: Rab protein signal transduction; endocytic recycling. Bases 76 to 681 code for a protein of 201 amino acids. Gene Ontology annotation, cellular component: endosome membrane; plasma membrane. Lineage: Eukaryota; Metazoa; Chordata; Mammalia; Dasyuromorphia; Dasyuridae. The transcript is spliced from 6 exons. Gene Ontology annotation, molecular function: GTPase activity; GTP binding.
GCGGCCCUCCCUCCCUCCCUCCCUCCUCUCUGGCCCACCCGGCCUGGCCCGGCCCGGCUCGGCCCGCCGCCCGCCAUGGCCCGGGACUACGACCAUCUCUUCAAGCUGCUCAUCAUUGGCGACAGCGGCGUGGGCAAGAGCAGCUUGCUGUUACGAUUUGCAGACAACACUUUCUCAGGCAGCUACAUCACCACAAUUGGGGUGGACUUCAAAAUCCGGACUGUGGAGAUCAAUGGGGAAAAGGUCAAACUACAGAUCUGGGACACGGCUGGUCAGGAACGCUUCCGCACCAUCACUUCCACGUAUUACCGAGGGACCCACGGGGUCAUUGUGGUGUACGAUGUCACCAGCGCAGAGUCUUUCGUCAAUGUCAAGCGGUGGCUCCAUGAAAUCAACCAGAACUGUGAUGACGUGUGCCGGAUAUUAGUGGGAAACAAGAAUGAUGACCCAGAGCGGAAGGUGGUGGAGACGGAAGACGCCUACAAGUUUGCUGGGCAGAUGGGGAUCCAGCUGUUUGAGACCAGCGCCAAAGAGAACGUCAACGUGGAAGAGAUGUUCAACUGCAUCACAGAGCUGGUUCUCCGAGCAAAGAAAGAAAACUUAGCAAAGCAGCAGCAGCAGCAACAGAACGAUGUGGUCAAGCUCACGAAGAACAGUAAACGGAAGAAGCGGUGCUGCUGAUGUCCCGCCUGUGCUGCUGCAGAGACUGCGCUGUGGCCCCUCUGCCCGCCCACCCACCGCCCGCCACGGGCCCCGGGGGGGAACAUUCUCAGUUUCGUGCCGUUAUUUAAAGAUGUUUUUCUCCACAUUUUAUAUUGGGAGGUGCUGUGAGCACUCUUUCCUCCCCUUCGAGUGCCAAGAAGGUGUCGGAUGAACUCACCCUCUCCUCCGCGCUCCCCUUCUGUCCCGGGGCCAAGGCACCCGCAGCACGGGUGUGGACGCUGCCAGCUGAGUGGACUGAUUAACCCAGAGUUUGUACAUAAUGUAUAUUGCUUUAACCAGCUGCGCCAUUCUCGUUUCGCUCUGGCUUUUGCCUCCUUCAUGCCAACCCACCAGGACUCUCUCCUUCAUUCCUCCUUUCUCUCUUCCUUCCUGGACACAGACAGCUCCCCAUAUGUCAGGAUCAGGGCCUAGGCUUCUCUCCUGCCCUCUCGGACCGGCCAGACAGGGCCGGGACUCUGGUCCCCUACUCGGGCCGCCCCAUCGUGCCCCUUGUGGUUUUUUGGAUUCUGUCCCCAUGUUGUGAGCCAGGUCCGAGAUGAGUCUUUGCCUGGCAGAUUCCGGCCUGCUCCUCUCUCCUCUUGACCUCCACCUCCUGCCCCUUCCUGGCAGCUGGGGAGCCUCUUGGGUCUGCCCCAGUCCGGCCCUCUCUUUCCACCUCUUCCUCUUGGGUGUCUCUGUGAAGUUGAGUUCUGUCCUUUGGCCAAUGGAUAUUACUUUUUUGUCUCCUGAUCUCCUCGGUUCGCAGAACUGCAGGCACGGGAGCUCUUAAGUUUGUACCAAAAUGUUUAAAUUGCAGCAGAAAGCCAGGAGUGAAUGUGUGUGUGUUGGUUGGGAUUGGGGGGUGGGGGUGGGGGGGGAGAAGGGCAAGGGUUACAGAUUUUUUAUAAAGGUAAUGAAGCCAAAUCAAAUCAUUUGAAAAAAUCCCUUGGCCCUGUCCCUUGGAGCCUCAGGGGAGCAGCAGCAGCAGGCAGUGGCAGCGCCCCACCCCUCAGGUGGCCCCUGGGUUAGAAGGACUAAAACAAAUUAGAAAUACCGAGGCCGCGUUCCUCAUGCUCUAGAACCACCUUUGGGACUGUUGACAGGGCAGGGAUGGAAUGGGUUUCAGAUCUUGGCCCUCAGUUUCCCCAGCUGUCCAUCACCGGAGUUCUUGGGUAGUUUGAGGAAGGGAUGUGUGGGGCUGCUGGCCCUGGGAAAAGGACCCUCUUCACUUGGGUGACUGAUUUAGAUGAGAUCAUUGACAACCCAGUUCCUUGGUUCAAAGGAGAAUGGGGCCAGGUAACAAUGGUCAGCUUCUUGGGGAUGGGAGCAAAGGGUGCUGGGGCAGAGAUGGGGACCCAAAGCAGCGUCUGAGCCGCUGAGCAUAACUAGCACAGUCCCACGGGCCCCUUGGGGCCCCGGCUAAGGUCCUCUGCACUUGAAUCCCAUACCUCCUUAACACCCCCUGAAAAGGAUUCACGUAACAUGGGAGUAAUUUAUGUUCUCGCUGCAACUUACUUUAAUAGAUUUUUUUUCCCUAAAUGAUUUCCAGGCAAAGUUUUGAUUGGACAAUCACAUCACGGAUCAGUCACUGCAGAUUUUCCAUGUAAACACUGUUGGGCGGGUUUUUAAUCAAUAAAAACUGGGGAUGUCGUCUACCCCGUCUCCUGGUCCCAGAACUGCCAAAAGCUUUUGCUUCUCUCUGGGCCUUUGCUUCGGGGCAGUGGAGGGGGAGGAACUGGAUUGGGAUUUGGGCUCGGGAUGGGAAGUAGGCUGGUUAGGGAAAGUGCUCUGGAAAUGAGAAGACUUGAAUUGUUGAAUUAG